This is a messenger RNA of Symbiodinium necroappetens, 1948 nucleotides long. NCBI's taxonomy places the organism in Eukaryota, Dinophyceae, Suessiales, Symbiodiniaceae. The record is from the annotation of a GenBank genome assembly.
GAACGGGCAGUGGUAUCAGCAACAUCAGACCCAGUGGCUGAUUCGUUUCCAGACGGUGACUGACAGCUGUGCAGGCAUCAUAUCCAAGACUGCAGCUGCAGAAAUGAAAGAGGUUUUGCCUAUCAUCGACCCCGAGGAGCUCCAGCGCCUCGGCUCAUGGGCGCGAGUUCUGCAAACGAUGUGCCGCAAUCCGGCUUCCGAGGAGGAGCUCUCCAAGAGCCGCAUGAAGAAGCGAUCUCUGGAGCUCUGGGAGUUUCGGGUGCGGAAGGAGAUCUUGGAUAAGAUGGCCGCCAACUUCGAGCAUCGCUUGACCACUAGCAAGCGCCUACUGCAGAUCCACUUCCUUCGAUCACCAGUCCAGGUCUUGUCAGAGUCCGGCGCGCUCAGAGCUCUCCGGUUGGGCCGCACAGCGCUGCAAGGAGAGCCUGGAAAGCAGGUGGCGGUGCCAAGCGACCUGCCAGCCCUGGAUCUGGAAUGUGGCCUGGUCGUUCGGAGUGUGGGCUUUGACAUCCUGCCUUUCCAGGGGCUCCCACUGAGCGACCGCAACAGAGUUCCGCACGUCAACGGCUGCGUUGAGCCGCCUUCAGAAAACCUGGGCGGACUCUACGUCUCGGGAUGGGUCAAGCGUGGACCCCAAGGUAUCAUUGCAUCAAACAUCGGUGAUGCCCAGGAGACAGCGGCGAAGGUAGUCAUGGACACCCAGGGCAAGCCAGCGAAGGCCUGGUCGACGGAUCCCGUGUUGGAAGCCCUGACAGAGUCAGGAAGCCGCGUCGUAGAGUUCCGGGACUGGCAGACUCUCGAGGCCGAGGAGCUGCGACGUGGACAGGAGACGGGAAAGGCAGCUGCCAAAUUCACGAGUGCUACAAUUCCUCGCGCGGGCGUAGCUCGGUUAAUAGCCGAAUGCGGAGAUGGAGUGACACCGCAGACUGCGGAUCCAGACCAGCACUUCGUGCGCAUCGAUUGGCAGAAAAAAAUGCUGUUCAAGCUGCCUCGAGGUGCAGCUGUGCUCCGCCUUGGGUUGCGAGCUCCCUUCGGCUUGCAGGCCAGCUACGUUGCCGCGGUGCCACCAGCAGAUGUGGAAAUGACCGAUGCGGAGAAAGGUGCAGCAAAGGACCGGCAGUCUGCCCCUGCUCCGGCAGCCAGUCCCGUCUUGCGGCAGGAGGUGGAAAUCAAAUUUCCCCAGCUCAGCAAGCCUUAUGCUUUUGCCGUCCUCAUACUGGUAGUGAAGCUUUCAGACAAGCGAGACGACAAGCAGAAGGCGAUGGAAGUCGCGAGUGCCAUGGUGCUCUGGUUGAAAACGUCCUUGGAAGCACAGCGGGGAGCCGGGCACUGGCAAUCGCGGGAGGCCUGCCUCCGGCAUGACCAGAUGGGCCAGGCAACGCUGCUGAAUCUGCUGUUGCGAAACUACCUGGCAUACAAUCUCUAUGACCAGGUGGAGCUGCUCAUGGGUGGAGUUCCCGAGCGAUCGUUCUUCACCCAGAAGGAAUUGAAGGAGCACCUCCGACCAUACUAUGUCCGGGGCUCGGGUCGGAAGCCUCCGGACGUGUUCAAGGAAUGCACCAAGACGUACGAGGCGUUGUUCAAGAAGGACAAGACGCUGACCCUCAUCAAUCGUUUGAGAUACAAUGUCGAGAGCCUGGCUGCCGGCGUUGUGGCCAAAGCUGUCGUAGACGGGGUGAUUGAUGCGAGCCCUGCUGCAAUUGCCACGAUCGAUUACGACCAGCAGUUUGUGAAGUCCAACCAGAAGAUAGACUUGUACCACUCUUGCGCUCUGCACAAGCGCAUUGCCUUCUGCCUGCAGAUGCACAAUGAUGCUGUGAAAGCCAUGGCGUACCCGGACGAAAACGACAACAAGGACGCCGAGGAUCCGGAAGAGAAGCGAGAGAGGGAGAAGCGUGAGUUGGCCAACAUCGAAGAAGAUGGUGGCGAUGAUGACAUGAUGAUUUAG